AUGCCAAUAUUCCGCCCUGCUGUUGUCACGCUACAGCCCGAGAACGCCCAAGACAUUGAAGCGUUUGUGGACACUGAACUGGAACGCUGUCUGACAACCCGUAAGCUGGUUCUCGGGGACCCCGCUCUUAUAUUCGACAUACGGGACGCUCUAAUGAAGGGCUCGCAAGGCAUGUUUCUUUGGGCGACGCUACAAAUUGAGUCAUUAUGCUCGAUGAAGACUGAUAAAGAGAUUCGCGAAGCACUUCUUGAUUUACCUCGCAAUCUUACGCAGGUCUAUAAUCAAAUACUGAACCAGCUGCAGCAACCUGGUCGAACUUAUCAAACAGAGAUAUUCAAAAUCAUCACAUCUACGAUGCGACCGCUUACAAUGGAAGAAAUGCAGGAGGCCCUGAGUGUCACACUUGGCGAUACAACCUGGGACCCCUCGAAGCUUCUGAACAGCGUGGAUUCGGCUUUGGCAACUUGCGGCUGUCUCAUUACCGUGGACGAAGAAGACGGCACGAUACGUACAGUACACCCGAGCGUCAACCAGUACCUCAUACAAAAAGAUCGAGAGGGCCACAAUGGCGGGGUUUGUCUCGACCCCGAAGAGGCCCGAACGUUCACGGCAUCGAUAAUGGUAACCUACCUUGGCUAUGGCCUUUUUGGUACGGAGCUAUCGAGCCCCCUUCCCGCAAUGCAGUUGGGAUCAGCGCCUUCUCAUAUUAUCAGCUCAACACUAGACAACUCCAAGUCCGUCCAGAGUGUCGCCCUGAGGUUUUUGAGGUCCAUGAAAGAGUCGCAAUUUGACGCAACAAAGGUUCUUGCCGAGAAUCUCACGUUGCAGUCCAAAGUCAGCGCUCAUCGAUUUCCCUUCCAGUACUUGGCGAAGCAAUCUAUACUGAUGUAUCUAUAUUUACUCCCGAUGCUACUCUGCAGUACCUCAGAAAACUUCUUUCGGGUCCUCAAGCAAGGGACAGUACGCCUCAAAACCCCGGCCGGGAUAGUCGGGAUAACCUGGGUUGCGCUCCAACCCCCUGGGAAUACUGACAUAACCGAUCUUCUCAACAACCUGAGCCUUGAGGGGGACUGGAGCGGUAAACUGGCAAUCGACAUGUACCGCUUGCUUCCCAAUGUGCUCCUCCGGGCGAUCCACCUUGGUCACGAAGAAUCGAUCAAGUACCUAUUAAACAUGUACCGCCCCCUCUUUCAGGACUACCCCGCCGCAGUAGAAGGGAUUCAAGGCAACGUUCCCAAGUCCGCGGACUGCACUUUCGACGUUGUCACUUCCGAAGAGAAGGGGGGUCCCGACCAGGCGACUGGAUACGUCGCCUGGGUCGUUGUCUACCCCGGCCCCUCUGCCCCGUCCUUCGGCCGCCAAUGGAAGCCUGUUCUGCGGACAUACCGAAAGAUCAACUUGCAAGCCGCGUACGAGAAGCUCAUCUACACUCUGCGUAACCAGAUGGCCGAUGUGAUGCGUCAAAUCGAUCAGACUGCCGUCGCGACCGAGAAGUACGAACAAGGCGAUGAGUAA
Molecule: messenger RNA, 1515 nt
Organism: Alternaria hordeiaustralica
Lineage: Eukaryota; Fungi; Ascomycota; Dothideomycetes; Pleosporales; Pleosporaceae
Exons: 3
Coding region: 1-1515 (504 amino acids)
Source: RefSeq, a predicted model, not a curated record